UUCUCGGGGUGCCUGGACAAACAUGGAGGCUGAUGCAAGGGAAUCUGGAAGGAGGCCCUCUCCAGAUCCUCCUCUCUGCUGGAGCCUGGUGCCUUUCUUUGGGUCCUGCGGCCUCUACCUCUUCCUCUGGCUGCCCGCAGAAGAGCCCAGCUGGAACAGCGCCCUGGCCAAAUGCCUCCCCAUCCUCUAUCUGGCUCUCUUCGUCUACAACACUGCCCCAUCGGGGCCCUAUGGCCGAUUCGUCUGGCUAGGUCUCCUCUGCUCCGCCCUAGGGGACAUUGUCCUCAUUUGGCCCAACCAGUUCCUCUUUGGCAUGACGGCCUUUGCCCUGGCUUAUCUCCUCUAUUUCAAGGCCCUAGGCUGGCAACCGACCCACAAGGCCCUCCUGGAAUCUGUGGCAGCCGUCAUCGUCCUCUACUUCGGGUUCCUGCAACCUCACCUCCCUUCCCGCCUGAGUUUCCCUAUGCUUGUCUAUGCGGUUAUCCUGGGUCUGAUGCUGUGGCGGGCGCUGGCCCGAGGAGGAUCUGCGGCACUUGGCGGCCUGUUCUUCAGCAUCUCAGACGCCGUCCUGGCGUGGGACACCUUCAUCUGGUCCCUGCCUUCAGGCCGAAUGAUCAUCAUGGUCACCUACUACGCUGCCCAAGCCCUGCUGGCUCUAUCAACAGUGGAGGAAGGGAAUGACCCACUGGCCUAGUCUUAGCAGACCAGUGACUUGGAAUUCAGCACUUGGCCUCUUCAGUACUCCUUCUGCCAGCUCAUCACCACCUGGAGCUGCUGCCCAACCCUCUCCCCCGGUGCUUGUCUCCCAGUUAAACUGAAGACCUCCUAAGGCAGAUCUUUUUCCCACCCUAAAAUCCCCCACCCCUCCCAAGUUAUUCACAAUCUCUUCCUUUCCCUUACCUCCAACUGUGCCCACCCCCCACCCCCCCCAGUCCCAUCCUCAUGCUUUUCUUCUUAUUCAUAAUCCCUUGGGUUCCAAUACUACCCCUCCCCCAUUGCACAGGAGGGGAAAUUUUUUUCUCCCCAAUACCCACAAUUCCCUCCCCCCACAAUUCUGAUUCUUUUCUCUAUUACCCACCAUCCUCCUGAUUUGAAUGCUUCUUCUCCUCUCUCCAAGGCCCAUUAAAUCUCUAGAUGUUCCUCCAUGAUCCAAACCACCAGCACCUUCCCUUGACCCUUAGUACAGUUGAUAUUGAAAGCAUGAAAAAAAAUUUAAAUAUAAU
This is a messenger RNA of Trichosurus vulpecula (common brushtail), 1223 nucleotides long. RefSeq names its product lysoplasmalogenase-like. Lineage: Eukaryota; Metazoa; Chordata; Mammalia; Diprotodontia; Phalangeridae. The record is from RefSeq and is a predicted model, not a curated record. Gene Ontology annotation, cellular component: membrane. The transcript has a single exon. Bases 23 to 694 code for a protein of 223 amino acids.